Molecule: messenger RNA, 909 nt
Organism: Eremothecium cymbalariae DBVPG#7215
Lineage: Eukaryota; Fungi; Ascomycota; Saccharomycetes; Saccharomycetales; Saccharomycetaceae
Gene: PUT7
Product: Put7p
Exons: 1
Coding region: 1-909 (302 amino acids)
Cellular component (GO): mitochondrion
Source: RefSeq, a predicted model, not a curated record
AUGUUGCCAUUAGCGAGACAGGUAUGUUUUAGCAGAGGAUUACAGAGGUCAGCCAAGGCGUUGCUUCCUGUUGAAGCGAGUACGCCAAGUGGUGUUAGCGCUGCAGGUAGUGUUAGCAACAGUAGUACGGUAGGUGUUUCGGAUGAAGUUACCAGUUUCUUUAGCAAGUUACCAGAGAAAUUGAUUUUGGAGAGCAACGGUAUGAAACCAACGACGGCGGAGAAUCAGUUGGAUACGCUGAAAUAUUAUAAACUUCUGACUGGGAAUGGGUUCACACUGAAACAGACGAAUCUGAUAAUCCAAUUGCUGCUUAGUACACUGAAUGAGCAGUUUUUUGACAACUACAACUCUCGGUUCUUGAGGAACAUGGAGCUGGAGAAUCACAGUCAUUUGUUCAACGCAGCGCAAUCUGAGCUACGGUAUUCCAUUCUGAAUUCGCGGGAAGUUGCAUUAAACGAGCAGAAUCUGCAACUGAUGAAGGUGAAUAGGGAGUUGAAUCUAUGCCGCGAUGAGUUGAACGAGUUAAUCAUCAAUUUCCUGAAGAAGGAUUCGCGUGUGGACUUCAAUGAUCAUCAGUCGGAGAACACACUGCUACAUCGUGAUAUCAGCAUUCGGUUGAAGGACGGUAAUAACAAGAUUGGUACUAAGAUUAUUGGGCAAAUCAAAUUUGAAAUUGAAAAUCUAAGAUGGCACACAACUAGAAGUGGGUUGUUUGCAGUUUUAAUUUUGGUAUUCCUUAUAAUGAGUGGCGUGUCUAUCUCCAAAAGGACUACUGCAGAGAAUGAGAGGCCUACGCAAGUUGUACUACAUACUAUCCAGCCGGAAGAGCGAGAAUUGGAAGAGCCAUUACUAUCAGACGAGCAAUUCGUGAGAAACGCUAUAGAUAUUAGCAAAGACGAAUCAACUUAG